Recurvomyces mirabilis is the source of this 2094-nucleotide messenger RNA. RefSeq lists its product as uncharacterized. NCBI's taxonomy places the organism in Eukaryota, Fungi, Ascomycota, Dothideomycetes, Mycosphaerellales, Teratosphaeriaceae. Gene Ontology annotation, molecular function: GTPase activity; GTP binding. The record is from RefSeq and is a predicted model, not a curated record. Gene Ontology annotation, biological process: ribosomal subunit export from nucleus. Gene Ontology annotation, cellular component: cytosol. The transcript has a single exon. The coding region runs from base 1 to 2094 and encodes 697 amino acids.
AUGCCUCUAGCCAAGAGUAAGAAUGCGGUCGGGUUGGGCAAUUCGCUCAUGAACGACCGCUUCGGGCGCAACAAAAAGACGGACCAACAUCGUGUAUCAGCGCAACAAUCCGGCUCCAUCGUCCGUCGUGACAUGAAUGGCAACGACUAUGUCACCCCCGGCAAAAAGGAGGCGGAAUGGAUGAAGAUGCGCUCCGUCACCGAACAGGGUGCCUUGGACGAGUUUUUGAGUACGGCAGAGUUGGCCGGCACGGAUUUCACGGCGGAGAAGAUGAAUAAUGUCAAAAUCAUCCAUGUCGACCAGAAGAACCCCUACCUCCUCACACGUGAUGAGGAGCGAGGGGUGGUGAGGAAACAGAAUGCCAAGCGGGCACGGUUGACGGUCCCGAGACGGCCGAAGUGGGAUGAGAAUACGACGGCAAGGGAGUUGGAUGAGAGUGAGAGGGCGAGUCUGCUCGAUUGGCGGCGAGGGUUGGCGGAGUUGCAGGAGAUCGACGAUCUGCUCAUGACGCCCUUUGAGCGGAAUCUGGAGGUGUGGAGGCAGUUGUGGCGGGUGAUUGAGCGGAGUGAUUUGGUGGUGCAGAUUGUGGAUGCCAGGAAUCCCUUACUUUUCAGAUGUGAGGAUCUGGAGAGAUAUGUCAAGGAGGUUGACAAGAGGAAGAGGAAUUUGUUGUUGGUCAACAAGGCGGAUAUGAUGACCCUGGAGCAACGAAAACAGUGGGCUGAAUGGUUCGUGGAGAGGGGGAUUAAUUUCCGUUUUUUCUCUGCUGAAUUGGCGAGGGAGAUGAAUGAGGCGAGAGGGAAUGCGUUUGACGGGUUGGAGGAUGAGGGAGAGGAAGAUGAUGAUGAUGAUGAUGAUGAAGAGGACGAGGAUGAUGAGAUUAAUGAGGAUGAUGUCGAGGAGGAGAUCGAUCUGCCAAAUGAUAAGCUAAACCGCGAUCUUGAGCAAGUUGAUCUGAAAGAUGAGGAAGAAGAAGACGAUCAGUGGGAAGAUGAAGAGAAUGUGGAGGGUGAGAAUGAGGAACUCGACGGCGUCUCUCUACCCGUCGAAGAGCAAACUCGCAUCCUCACCACGGACGACCUGGAAGAACUUUUUCUACAACACUCGCCCAAACACCCCGCACCGACAGAGACUUCUGACUCUACCCGCCAACGCAAAACACAAAUCGGUCUAGUUGGCUACCCAAAUGUUGGUAAAUCCUCCACCAUCAAUGCCCUCCUCGGCGCGAAAAAGGUGUCCGUUUCGGCAACGCCUGGCAAAACGAAGCAUUUCCAAACCAUCCACUUAUCAGACCGAGUCAUCUUGUGCGAUUGUCCCGGUCUCGUCUUCCCCAACUUCGCUACUACAAAGGCGGAACUCGUGUGUGCGGGUGUCCUUCCGAUCGAUCAGCUAAGAGAAUACACUGGCCCUGGUGCACUGGUUGCGCAGCGCGUCCCAAAAGCAUUCCUGGAGGCGAUUUACGGUAUGAAGAUCGCCACCCGACCACUCGAGGAAGGUGGUACAGGUAUGCCAACUGGCGAGGAAGUGUUAAGAUCGUAUGCUAGAGCACGAGGUUUCAUGACGCAAGGGCAGGGUCAACCGGAUGAGAGUCGGGCUGCGAGGAGUGUGCUCAAGGAUUAUGUCAAGGGGAAGCUCUUGUUCUGUCAUCCACCACCUAUGGACCCACCGAUCGAUGGCAGAGAGUUCAAUCGCGAACUGUACGACGAAGCGCAUCUCCCGCAGAAACGCCGCGCACACCUCGCCGCCGCAGCUGAGGCAUCAUUGAACGGUACAGACGACAUAAGCCUAAUGGACGACCCGGACCUCAUCCCUCCUCCCCAAGCUUCCGGUGCAAAGGGCAAACGACUCGACAAAGCUUUCUUCGCGCCCGGUCAGGGGGAUAGCAGGGUCGUGCAGCCUUUCCAUCAUAAGUACUCUCAGCAAGGGAAAGAAUUGACGGGACGGAAGGCCAAGAUGGUGGCGGCGAUGGAGAAGGGGGUUGAUCCGGCGGAGAUGAAGGGGGCGGGGGUGGGGAAGAAGCAUUUCAAGGGUGGGAGGAGGGCGAGGGGGAAUGAGAAGACGGAGAUGGUGGGGGGGAGGAAUGAUUAUGACUAG